AUGAGCAUCGAGACGCUGCUGGAGGCGGCGCGGUUCCUGGAGUGGCAGGCGCAGCAGCAGCAGACCGCACGUGAGGAGAAUGAGAAGCACGAGAAGCUGCGGCUGGAGCGGGAGCAGGAGCAGAAGAAGGCCGGCAAGGCCAGCGCGCCGCGGGCCAGCAGUGCCCUGGCCCCCGAGGAGCCCCGCAGCGAGCUGCUGGUGCCCAUCUCCCCCCCAGCCCCGGCCCCUCCGCCGCCCCCACCCCUGGCAGCCCCCAUUUCGGUCAUUCCCAUCCCGGUUGUCACCAGCCCCCCGCAGCAGGCGGCCCAGACCGCCCUGUCCCCGCCGCUGGUGCAGCGCCACCAGCCGCUGGUAAGCACUCCCGGUGUGCCCAAGGAGGUGCCCUCGGUGGCUCCGGUCAUCCAGAGGCCGCCAGGCCCCCUGCUGCCUGACGGCAAAGCGGCCACCCCGCCCUCGGGCAGCCCCAAGCAGCUCCAGCACUACGCGGCGCCGGUCCUGGCCAUCUCCCAGCACCAUGUGGUCCAGCAGCCCAUUCAGCCCCAGCCCCACCAGCCCCUGCAGCAUCCCGGGGCGCCUCCGCCGCUCGGCGCCCUGAAGCUGGCUCCAGCGGAAGACACGAAACCCAACGAGCAGAAGAAGAGGCCUGGAGGGGUUGGCACCAGGGAAGUUCAUAAUAAAUUGGAGAAGAACAGACGAGCACACUUGAAAGAGUGCUUUGAGACAUUAAAGCGCAACAUCCCCAACGUGGACGACAAGAAGACCUCAAACCUCAGUGUCCUAAGGAGUGCCUUGAGAUACAUCCAGACUUUAAAGAGGAAGGAGAAGGAAUACGAGCACGAGAUGGAGCGGCUGGCAAGGGAGAAGAUUGCUACCCAGCAGCGCCUGGCAGAGCUGAAGAAUGAGUUGAGCCAGUGGAUGGACAUCCUGGAGAUUGACAGAAUCAUUCGACAGACAGUUCAGCCAGAGGAUGACCAGGCAUCUACCUCCACAGCAUCAGAGGGCGAAGACAACAUGGACGAGGACAUGGAAGACGACAGGCCAGUGAACUCCUUACCCAAACUAACCCAGCGCCAGCACCCAGAGCUGCUGAAAGCCGUCCCCGCCGCCGCUCCCCACCACCCGGCAGUCCUGCCCCAGCCCCUGUCACUGCAGCAGAAGCAGCCCCCGGCCCCCGGGCAGCCCCCCCUGCAGACGCAAGCCCUGGUGCAGCCGCAGGCCAUGGUGCCGGCACAGACUCACCUGGUGGCGGCCUCCACCGUGCAAUCGACUGUUAUCGCCCACACGGCCACCACCCACGCCUCGGUCAUCCAGACUGUCAACCAUGUCCUGCAGGGCCCCCCGGCCAAGCACAUCGCCCACAUCGCACCUUCCACCUCCAGCCCCGUGCAGCUGGGUGCCGCCGCCCAGCCCAUCGGCCACAUCACUGUGCACCCCGCCGCCAUCAACCACAUGGCACACCUGGGCCAGCAGCUGCCUCUCUACCCCCAGCCCGUGGCCGUCAGCCAGCCCGUGGUGAGCCACAUCGCCCACACCAUCUCCCACCAGCCGGUGAACGGAACCACGAGCCUGGGCCAGCCGGCGGUGAUGGCCAAGCCUGCCGUGGGCACCCAGGUGGUGCACCACCCGCAGCUGGUGGGGCAGACGGUGCUCAACCCGGUGACUAUGGUGACCAUGCCCUCCUUCCCUGUCAGCACGCUCAAGCUGGCCUAG
Molecule: messenger RNA, 1710 nt
Organism: Indicator indicator
Lineage: Eukaryota; Metazoa; Chordata; Aves; Piciformes; Indicatoridae
Gene: MNT
Product: MAX network transcriptional repressor
Exons: 6
Coding region: 1-1710 (569 amino acids)
Biological process (GO): regulation of transcription by RNA polymerase II
Molecular function (GO): DNA-binding transcription factor activity, RNA polymerase II-specific; RNA polymerase II cis-regulatory region sequence-specific DNA binding; protein dimerization activity
Source: RefSeq, a predicted model, not a curated record